This is a messenger RNA of Phaedon cochleariae (mustard beetle), 1116 nucleotides long. The record is from the annotation of a GenBank genome assembly. Lineage: Eukaryota; Metazoa; Arthropoda; Insecta; Coleoptera; Chrysomelidae.
AUGGCCGACGGCAAGGUCGGUGUUCCAGAUGACCCCAACAAAAAUUUAAAAAUUUCGCAAAAUACGUUGUGUUUUUCGUGCAAACGUGGUGUUAAAGGCGACCUAAAGUGCCAAAAAUGUCAAGUUUCCUACCAUCCAUCUUGUGCUGUUCGCCUGAAAGGUCUCAGAGUGAUUAGUUAUGAAGAAGUUAUCUGUCCAGCAUGUGUAGUGAAACAUGACGGUGAACACCUUCUCAGUGAUAUCACAAAGGAAAACGAACUUCUUAGCAAGCUCGUCCUUGUGCUAAUGGAUAAUCAAGAACUCCUAAGGUGCAGAAUUAAUGAUUUAGAAACUCAAGUUGCUGAAAAUCGCAACAUUUCUGAUCUAACCUCAAAUUUUAAGAAUGGUAUUUCUGACUCAUCGAAUCUGGUUGGUCAUGGUCAUGGUCAAAGCAACCAGUCUAACCUUAACCACAACCAGUCAUAUGCAUCAGCUGCCUCCUCACGCAGUGCCACUUUUGAUGUCAAUAAAAAUAAGGCUUCCUCAUUCAAGGAUAAUGGUAGGGCUGUCACUGCUGUCAGUAGUGUCAGUGCUGUCAAUGCCAAAAUGAAUUCAUCGAAACCCAAGAAUAUAAUUCCUAGCGCUAGCAGCCAAAAUACGGAGCAAAUAACUAUUCAACAAGUUAGUUCUGCUAUAUUAGAAUCAACCUCAAGGGCAGCCAUGAAAGACUUGCAAGAUCUUGGUGAUGUUGACAACCAAGGGCAAUCUCAUGCUGAUGAGAAUUGGAUUAAACCUUAUAAUAGGCGCAAUAGAAAGUUUCUAGUAGGUGACAAUACAGAAACAGCUGAUGUUCGUGCCAUAACAAAGUUCGUUUCCUUUCAUGUCACACGCUUACACCCUAGUACGAGUGCUGAUAGCUUGAAGUCAAUCUUAUUGGAUCAGUUUCCAGAAGUCACUGUGGAACCUAUCAAAUCAAAGUAUCCCAAUAAUUAUGCUUCCAUGAAAGUGAAUAUCAGUCAGGAUAAUUACAAGAAGGCUUGGCGAAAGGACAUCUGGCCUAAAGGUGCCUUCGUGUCUAAGUUUUUCCAGAAGAAAGGGAUGCCACAGUCAGUAGUGGAUCCCACAGCUGUUGCGUGA